Molecule: messenger RNA, 1296 nt
Organism: Mucor velutinosus
Lineage: Eukaryota; Fungi; Mucoromycota; Mucoromycetes; Mucorales; Mucoraceae
Exons: 7
Coding region: 1-1296 (431 amino acids)
Biological process (GO): proteolysis
Molecular function (GO): aspartic-type endopeptidase activity
Source: RefSeq, a predicted model, not a curated record
AUGAUCAACAAGACCAACUAUAAAGCAUGGAUCACUGCGCUAGCCAUGGCACCAUCCAUUCAAGCAGCUGUUACUUUUCCAUCAUUCCCCACUAUCCAAGACCAAAUCUUCAACUUCCCAAAAUACGAUUUACAUCCACCUCGAAUUCCGCUAAAAUACAUUAGAGGCGUGCCUACAUUGCCGUUCUCGAUUGGUACGCCAAGUCAGGAGUUUGUUGGCAUCUUUGAUACAGCGUCUCCAGUUACCUGGGUCAUGUCUGAUCAAUGUACAUCCAGUGCUUGUUCAGUAGAACCAGAUAGUGAAAAGUUCCAUGCCUACCAAUCUUCUACAAACUACAAAUUUCCUCUUCGAGCCGAUCUUUCCUAUCUGGAUGGCACACAUGUCCAACUCAAACCAGAGCUGGAUGUCAUGCAAUUUGCCAAUAUACCCUUUCCUCCUCAUUUAAUGGCUGAAGCCUAUCAAGUAGAUUAUCCCAAGGGAUAUCUGCCUCCUGCUAAUGCGCGUUUGGGUAUGGGUGAUUUUGGAAGUAUCGAUUGGACAAAGACAAGGUUCAACUUGGAUGCAGCGGAAGUCCCAUCAACAUUAGCUCCUGGUUUCUUGAGAUCAAGAAGAGCAGCUGGAGAUGACCGAUACUCUACAGGUGCUGCCAACACGGGAUCCAGUAAUUUUCGCAAGAGGGGCCCAUUUCUAGAUGCCAUUCUGGAUUCUUUCUUUUGGGUAUUAGGUAUUGAUGACUCAAUGUACACUGGCCCUAUUUAUCAGCUACCAUUGGCCCCUGUUUCUGGUCUUUCAUCUCCAUUUUGGAAGAUCCCUAUUAAAGGAUUCAGAUUUCAUUACGUAAAUGCAUCUACAAGCAAGCCAGAUCAGCAAUUUCCGUUCCAAAAGGGGGCUUAUGGCAAGGUCUAUUCCAGUAGUCCUGUAUUGACAGUGCCCAAAGCUACAGCAGAUGCCAUGAACAGAGCCAUUGGUGCCGUUUAUAAUGAGGCCCUGAACUUAUACACCAUUUCAUGCUCUGCAUACACUACUGCACCAUCGCUGGUAUUCCAAUUCGGGGCAGGUAUUGAUGCUGAAAUACCUCCACAGCAGUACAUUUACAAACUGGAAGAGGAUAGACCCAAUAGUGGCGUCAGCAGUGAUAGCUGUUAUUCUGCUAUCUCUGGCGGAACAGACGAUAUCAAUGUGUUUUUGGGUGGCCCCUUCUUUAGGUCGUUUUAUUUGGUUUAUCAGUUCAGUGGACAAAGCGUGGGUAUGGCUGAGAGUAUUGCUCAUGUUGGAAAAGUAUAUCUUCGCGUAUAA